Messenger RNA from Apis laboriosa (Himalayan honeybee), 4114 nucleotides. It is a transcript of the gene GABA-B-R1, whose product is annotated as gamma-aminobutyric acid type B receptor subunit 1. Bases 379 to 2880 code for a protein of 833 amino acids. The record is from RefSeq and is a predicted model, not a curated record. Gene Ontology annotation, biological process: gamma-aminobutyric acid signaling pathway; G protein-coupled receptor signaling pathway. Gene Ontology annotation, cellular component: membrane; G protein-coupled receptor heterodimeric complex. NCBI's taxonomy places the organism in Eukaryota, Metazoa, Arthropoda, Insecta, Hymenoptera, Apidae. Gene Ontology annotation, molecular function: G protein-coupled GABA receptor activity. The transcript has 12 exons.
UUCAUUCGCACGCGAAAUUUCACGGGGUAUCACGCAGGGAGGAGCGUUGAAGCCGGGUAAAUACGAUGGAGAACGUAAGGACACUGUUUUAAUGCCGCGUACGUCGCGUUUCGAAAGGGAAACCGAGAAUAUCAGGUUAUCCCCUCGAAGUGCGCCGUUCUCGGCUUGUGAAAUCUCGUACGAGGGUAAAAUCAUCAUUCUAUAAAUUAGUGAUAUUCAUUCGUAAACGAUCAGCGAUCAACGACGAUGGCUGUGAUUUACAUAAAGAAAGUGCGAUACUCAGCGUUGUGGUCUUGGAGUGUGUCGUAAAAAAAGGAAAAGUAUAGAAAGUUUAAAGUUGUUUACACGAAUAAAUGACAAAAUUUGACGAACGUCGCGAUGAUAAAGCUUCUAAUACUUUUAACAUUGACGAAAGUGAUCGGAGGUUCGUUACCUCCCGACGAUGCCGACAAUGUGUUGCAUAUCGGUGGCAUUUUUCCGAUAGGAGGCAAGGGCGGAUGGCAGGGUGGCCAGGCUUGCAUGCCAGCUGUAAAUCUGGCUCUAGACGAUGUUAAUCAUAAAAAAAAUUUGUUACCUGGAUUCAUAUUGAAACUUCACUCAAAUGAUAGUCAGUGUGAGCCAGGACUCGGUGCCUCGGUUAUGUAUAAUCUAUUAUAUUAUAAACCGCAUAAAUUAAUGUUAUUAGCUGGAUGUAGUACUGUUUGUACAACUGUUGCAGAGGCAGCGAAGAUGUGGCAUCUAGUUGUGUUAUGUUAUGGUGCAUCAUCGCCUGCAUUGUCCGAUCGAAAUCGGUUCCCGACGCUUUUUAGGACACACCCAUCAGCUACGGUGCAUAAUCCUACGAGAAUCAAAUUGUUGCAAAAAUUUGAUUGGUCUCGAGUGGCAAUCUUGCAGCAAGCCGAAGAAGUGUUCAUAUCUACUGUAGAAGAUUUAGAAACACGUUGCAAAGAAGCAGGAAUAGAAAUAGUUACACGCCAAAGCUUCUUGUCUGAUCCAUCUGAUGCUGUAAGGAAUUUACGUAGACAAGAUGCUAGGAUCAUUGUUGGUUUAUUUUACGUAGUAGCCGCGAGAAGAGUUCUUUGCGAAUUGUAUCAUCAAAAACUUUAUGGAAAAAGUUAUGUGUGGUUCUUCAUUGGUUGGUACGAGGACAAUUGGUACGAGGUAAAUUUAAAGGAAGAAGGAAUUACAUGCACAAAAGAUCAAAUGAGACUGGCAGCUGAAGGGCACUUGACGACCGAAGCUCUGAUGUGGAAUCAGAAUAAUGACACGACAAUCAGUGGGAUGACUUCCGAGGAUUUUAGGCAGAGAUUGAACAAAAUGUUGAAGGAAAAUGGAUUUGAUAUCGAUAAUAAUCGUUAUCCUGAAGGAUAUCAAGAGGCACCUCUCGCUUAUGAUGCAGUUUGGUCAGUAGCGCUAGCUUUCAAUAAAACAAUGGAGAAGCUGAGUAAGCAAGGAAAGAGCCUAAAAAACUUCAGUUAUACUGACAAGGAGAUAGCAAAUGAAAUUUAUUCGGCGAUCAACUCCACUCAAUUUUUAGGAGUAUCUGGAUACGUUGCCUUUAGCUCGCAAGGUGACAGAAUUGCAUUGACCCAAAUCGAGCAAAUGAUCGAUGGAAAGUACGUUAAAUUGGGAUAUUAUGACACGCAAAGCGACAAUUUGACAUGGAGGAACAUGGAAAGAUGGAUCGGUGGUAAAGUACCACAAGAUAGAACCAUUGUGAAGACUGUUCUUAGGACGGUCUCAUUGCCUUUAUUUAUUUGUAUGGGGACUAUAUCUUCACUGGGAAUCAUAAUAGCUGUGGCAUUGAUCAUUUUUAAUAUAUGGAAUAGACAUAGAAGGGUUAUAAUGUCGUCACAUCCUGUGUGCAAUACUAUAAUGCUGAUUGGAGUUAUAGCAUGUUUCGUGUCGGUGUUUCUAUUAGGAAUUGACGGUAGAUUUGUCGCAGCUUGGGAAUAUCCAGCGGUUUGCCAAGCUAGAUCUUGGAUGUUGUCCACAGGUUUUACUUUAGCAUUCGGGGCGAUGUUUAGCAAAGUAUGGCGCGUCCACAGACUUACGACAAAGACAAAAGCUGAUCAAGCAAAAUUGUUCAUGGCUAAACAAAAAGUUUCGUCCAUACAGAAGAAAAUUCAACCAUGGAAGCUGUAUACGAUGGUAAGCGGAUUGUUGGCAGUGGAUAUCGUACUGUUAGUCUGUUGGCAAGUGCUUGAUCCUUUGCAAAGAAAGAUGGAGACAUUUCCAUUGGAACAACCUCCGUUUGGUGAUGACGAUGCAAGGAUUAGACCGGAAUUAGAACAUUGCGAGAGCACACACAAUAACAUUUGGCUUGGUUUGAUUUAUAGUUACAAAGGAAUCAUCCUGGUGUUCGGAUUGUUUUUGGCGUACGAGACGAGAAGUAUCAAAGUGAAACAGAUCAAUGAUUCCAGAUACGUUGGGAUGUCGAUAUACAACGUGGUUGUUCUCUGUUUGAUCACAGCUCCCGUAACAAUGGUGAUCGCUAGCCAGCAAGACGCCAGUUUCGCUUUCGUUGCACUCGCCAUUAUAUUUUGUUGUUUUUUAAGCAUGGCGCUGAUCUUUGUGCCUAAAGUGAUCGAAGUGAUCAGACAUCCGAAAGAUAAGGCUGAAUCUAAGUACAAUACCGAUGUGGGUAUGUCGAAAGAGGACGAGGAAAAAUAUCACAAACUUCUUAGCGAGAAUGCCGAGCUUCAAAAACUUAUUGCCGUGAAAGAAGAGAAGAUCAAAUUUCUGAAACAGACUUUGGCCGAGCGAGAUGCGUUGAAAGAUGGGAGCGGAAAUCUUCCAAAGGAUUCGCUGAUAGUCGCCGAUUUUGUAACAGGCGAAGGAACUUCGGAUAGUGCAAUCGAAACGGACCAGGUUGGCUGAAUGCAAGAGCCUCAUCGAUUAGGAUGACAAAAGCAAUACGAGCAUAUAAACGAGCUAAAAGCUCUCACAAGGCAAAAAAAAGCUAUUUAUUUCUUUUUCUCUUCUAGUAUUAAAUGCACACAUGCGUAAUUCCUUCAUGAAAGUGCAUAUUCUUAUUUUGUAACCGCAAAGAAACCGAGGAUCGUGUUUGUAACAACAAAAAAUUCUAUUCUAUCGUUGCCGAUGAAUUAUUUUAUCACACAUAGCGUAAGUCUAAUAAAAGAGAUUAUUUCAAUCGUGUGAUUUUUCGAGAGGAAUGCAAUCAUGUUUCUCUCCAUUUUUAAAAGUGAUUUAAACAAAUAUUACACGGAUUACUUAAAAAGAAAUUUAAAAAAGGAACAAUUAUAAACGAUGUGCAAUUUAAUUUAUAUUACGAUUUAAUCGAAACUCAAGAUAUUGUAACAAAGAAGAUAUUUAAGAAUUAUUUUAUUUAAAUGGAAUGCCAAAGUUCAAACUUAAGAAAUAAUGAAUACGUGAAUAUUAAAAUAGUUUUAAAUCGUUGAGUUCAGAAGAUGUUUUACAUUAUUGAUGAGAUGGUAAUGUGAUUUGACUGCAAUUCAAAUUUUGUCUAUACACAAGAUGACUUAUGUAUGUAUAUCGUAGAUUGAGUAAGCCACAAAGCACAACUUUUUCGUAUGUGCAUUUCAAUUUCGUCACUCUACGUAUACAUGAUAUUUAUAGAAAAAUUUUACGAACGUUUCUGUUGAAUCGUUUCUAGUGUAAUUAUUGUCGCGCUCAUCUACGCAUUUUUUACUGUACUUCUUCGACCGACUGUCGCGCGAAUCGCGCUUGACUAAAAUAUUAUAUGAUAUAAAUAUACUAGUCUUAUUGAACUGUUAAAGAAAGUAUCAUAUAUAUGUAUGUUAGAAUAUGGAGAUAUAUUUAUUUUUAAGUUUUUAAAUUAUAAAAUAUUCGUUAAAAAUUCUUAUAUUGUAUAUGUUAUUGAUAACCUUGCGCUUCGAAAAAAGCGUUCGCUCUCGAAUCGAUCAAUCGUUCACGGAUCUUUGCUGUGUUACAAUUUCAUAAUCGCAACGCUGUGCGUUCGAAUUUAUAAUUGAAAACGUUUAUCUCGCGUGAAUAUAUCGUUGUGAUUUUACACAAGUUUACAUGAAAUCAAAUGAAUUUCAUCGUUUCGAAAUAUUAAAUGAUGACACGUAUAAUUCUCAAAAAAAAUACGUAUAUUUAAUACAUCAUA